UGGCCGAGCCGGAGUGAACUGAGGCGCUCAGCUGCCAACACUCACACACCGCCUGCCGCCGCCGCCGCGCUGCUCCCGGGCUCCGGGCAAGAGGGGAAGGGAAGGCAGAGGAGCAUAGGCGGGGGAAGUCAGAGCGGAGGGAAACGGGAGAAGGAACCUCCUCCCCGUGGCCAAAGGACUUCCAUGUAGCGGGAGACAGCGGGAGAAGGCUGGCGCUCCGGAACUGUGCGAGAAGCUCUCCGAGCAAGUUACUUAAUCCCUGAAGAGCAGCGGGAGGAGGGGACGGCACCGAGCUCUGUUGCCGAUCGUAGUCACUAUUCCCAGCCCCUCGUCGCUCGACCGCGGGCAGUUCAAUGCACUAUUCCAGGCUCUUUCUAGUUUCCUCCUCGGGCUAACUUCGGAGGACGCGCCGCCGCUGUCGCCCGGAGGUAAGGCGGAGAGCCUCGGAAGAAGGAAGGAGAAGUUUUGCGGGGGCUGCGCGCGGAGGAGCAGAAGAUGGGCUGGAAACGCCGCUGCUUCUGGGGAGGCGGAGGCGGCGGGGACCUUCUCUGCCGGCUAACCCUGGUGUUGGGGUUCCUGCUGCCCGCCUGCAGGACGCGCCUCUACACCAACCACUGGGCUGUGCGGAUAGCUGGGGGGCUGCCGGAGGCCAACCGGAUAGCUAGCAAAUACGGAUACGUCAAUAUAGGACAGAUUGGAACACUGAAGGAUUACUACCACUUUUACCAUAGUAAAACAAUUAAAAGGUCAGUUCUCUCGAGUAGAGGUACCCACAGCUUCAUUUCAAUGGAACCAAAGGUGGAGUGGAUACAACAGCAGGUGGUUAAAAGAAGGAUAAAGAGGGAUUAUAAACCUGGAGGUACCCAAUCCACUUAUUUCAAUGAUCCCAAGUGGCCAAGCAUGUGGUACAUGCACUGCAGUGAUAACACUCACCAUUGCCAAUCAGAUAUGAAUAUCGUAGGUGCUUGGAAGAGAGGUUACACUGGAAAGAAUGUUGUGGUGACCAUCUUGGAUGACGGCAUUGAAAGAAACCAUCCAGACUUGAUGCAAAAUUAUGAUUCACAAGCCAGUUUUGAUGUCAAUGGAAAUGAUUUUGACCCUAUGCCUCGAUACGAUGCCAGCAACGAGAACAAGCAUGGAACCCGUUGUGCUGGAGAAGUGGCAGCCACUGCAAACAACUCACACUGCACAGUGGGAAUCGCCUUUAAUGCCAAGAUUGGAGGUGUCAGGAUGCUGGAUGGAGAUGUCACAGACAUGGUAGAAGCAAAGUCUCUGAGCCUUAAUCCCCAGCACAUCCACAUCUACAGUGCUAGCUGGGGGCCUGAUGACGACGGCAAAACUGUAGACGGACCUGCUUCUCUAGCACGUCAGGCCUUUGAGAAUGGCAUCCGAAUGGGACGAAGAGGAUUAGGCUCAGUUUUUGUUUGGGCAUCUGGAAAUGGUGGAAGGAGUCGAGACCACUGCUCCUGUGAUGGCUACACCAAUAGCAUCUACACUAUCUCCAUAAGCAGCACAGCUGAAAGCGGGAAGAAGCCAUGGUACCUGGAAGAAUGUGCCUCCACACUAGCUACAACAUACAGCAGUGGAGAAUCCUACGACAGGAAAAUAAUCACCACAGACCUGAGGCAGCGUUGCACAGACAGCCAUACUGGAACGUCAGCCUCUGCACCAAUGGCUGCAGGCAUCAUUGCACUGGCACUGGAAGCAAAUCCAUUUCUGACAUGGAGAGACAUACAACACAUUAUUGUCAGGACUUCUCGUGCUGGACAUCUGAAUGCUAAUGACUGGAAAACCAAUGCAGCUGGUUAUAAGGUGAGCCACCUCUAUGGAUUUGGACUGAUGGAUGCUGAAGCAAUGGUGAUAGAGGCAGAAAAGUGGACAACAGUCCCUCCACAGCAUGUGUGUGUAGAGAACACGGAUCGGCAAAUCAAAACAAUAAGACCUGACAGUGUCGUCCGUUCAAUUUACAAAGCCACAGGCUGUUCUGAUAAUCCUAAUCACCACGUGAUCUACUUGGAGCACGUUGUUGUGCGCAUCACUAUUACUCACCCUCGACGUGGAGACCUGGCAAUUUACCUAACCUCUCCUUCUGGAACCAGAUCACAGCUCUUGGCCAACAGGCUAUUUGAUCAUUCCAUGGAAGGAUUCAAAAACUGGGAGUUUAUGACUACUCACUGCUGGAGUGAAAAAGCAGCAGGUGAUUGGAUCUUGGAAAUCUGUGACACGCCAUCUCAGCUGAGAAAUUUCAAGACUCCAGGCAAAUUGAAAGAGUGGUCCUUAGUACUGUAUGGAACAUCCAUCCAGCCAUAUUCGCCAAGAAAUGAUUUUCCAAAAGUGGAAAGAGUACGCUCCAGCCCAGUUGAAGAUCCUACAGAAGAUUAUGGAACAGAAGAUUAUUCAGGUCCGUGCAAUGCAGAAUGCAGUAAAGUAGGGUGUGAUGGGCCAGGACCAGAUCAUUGUACUGACUGUCUUCACUACUACUACAAAUCCAAGAACAACACACGGAUCUGUGUUUCGACCUGCCCACCUGGUCACUACAAUGCAGACAAGAAACGCUGUAAAAAAUGCUCACCCAAUUGUGAAACCUGUGUUGGAGGCCAUAGUGACCAGUGCAUGACCUGUAAAUCUGGCUACUACCUGAAUGAAGUAACCAAUAGCUGUAUUACCACCUGCCCCGAUGGGUUUUACCUGGAUAAGAAUAAGAUUGUUUGCCGAAAAUGCAGUGAAAACUGUAAGACAUGCAUUGAAUUCCAAAUCUGCACAGAAUGCAAACAUGGGCUAAGUUUGCAUGGCACAAAAUGUGCUAUCCGCUGUGAAGAUGGAAAAUACCAUAAUGGCAGGGAAUGUGAACCAUGUCACCGUUCAUGUGCAACAUGUGCAGGUGGUGGAGUAGAUGCAUGCAUAAACUGCACACAGGGCUAUUUUAUGGAAGAUGGAAGGUGUGUGCAAUCCUGCAGUACUGGUUACUACCUUGAUCACUCUACUGAAAGUGGAUACAAAAGCUGCAAAAGAUGUGAUGCCAGCUGUUUGGAUUGCAGUGGUCAAGGAGACAGAAACUGUACCAUCUGCCCAAGUGGUUAUAACCUAGACUCUGGUGUCUGCGUAGUGGGAACAGUCUGCAAGGAUGCCACGGAAGAGUCCUGGGCCGAGGGAGGAUUCUGUAUGCUGGUGAAAAAGAACAAUCUCUGCCAGCGGAAAGUGCUCCAGCAACUGUGUUGCAGAACAUACGAAUAUCUUGAUGAUUCUCAGGAAUGUCAGUUGUGUGAAGCAUCCUGUCAGAAGUGCACUGGACCUGAGGUGGAUGACUGCAUCAGCUGCCCUAGAACAAGAUUCUUUGACAACGGUCGUUGUGUUAUGCAAUGCCCCAGGGGAAAGUUUGAAUUCAAAAAGCAAUGUCAUUUGUGCCAUCAUACCUGCCAGGACUGCAGUGGAAGUGAACCUAACAAAUGCACUGCUUGUGGAACAGAUAGACGAGGGAUGGAGCGUUUUCUGUACCGUGGGGAGUGCAGAGAAAGUUGUCCCCCAGGUCACUACCAUUCAGAGCACACCUGUGUGCCCUGCUCUAGUCACUGUGAAGUGUGCCUGAAUACUAGACACUGCAAAAGAUGUACCAGAGGAUACUAUCUUAACCAAAAUAUAUGUCAGAAGCAUAGCUGUAGAGAAGGUGAAUUGGAAGAUCCUGAUACUGAAGACUGUGUGCCUUGUUCAGAAGGAUGUCAGAACUGUCAAUUGGAUGACCCAAGAAUCUGCAAGACAUGUGUUCCGAACUACUACAUGUAUAAACAGAGUUGUUAUAAACACUGUCCAGACAAUACCUACAGUGAUGAAACUUCCCUGCAAUGUAAAGAGUGUCCUAGCAACUGUGAUAGCUGUGACAAGAACAAAUGUGACUUUUGUAAGGAAGGCUUUUAUCUCUCAGGUGGCACAUGCGUGACUGAGUGUGGAGCUGGCUUCUUCAUUGAUGACAUGUCUAGAGAAUGUGAACCUUGUCACAAGAGCUGCACAACAUGUGUUGGAUACAGCUAUGAGAAUUGCACUGCAUGCCCAAAAGAUUUCCAGCUUUCUCAUGGACAGUGUCUGAAUCCAAGAAAUUAUCCACCCAGUGGGAAAUUCUGGAGUGCUGCAAAAAAACAGUUGCAACCAUGUGAUCCUUCAUGUAGGACCUGUGACAAAUCUGCUGACAGGUGCACUUCAUGUCCAGAAGGAAAAUUUCUUGCCCACAAUACAUGUGUCUCUCAGUGCCCACAACAAACUUUUGCCGAUGUUGGAAGUGGGAAGUGUGAAAUGUGCAUGGACAAUUGUGAGGUCUGCUCCGAUCCCUGGCACUGCCAGAAGUGUCAGGCUGACCAAGGACAGUCUUUCUUCCUCCACAAUGGCAGAUGCUUACAGGAAUGCCCUGAGGGAUACUUCAACGAUUCUGGGAUUUGCAAGCAAUGCAGUGGUUCCUGUAAGACAUGUGAGGGAAGUGCUACCAAAUGCCAGUCAUGCAAAAGUCCUUUGCUUCUGGAGCAGUGGGAAUGUAAACCUACCUGUUCACAGAAACAUUUUGCCUUUGAUGGAAUCUGUAAACAUUGCCCUGCUAUGUGUCUGGAGUGCAUUCACAGUGAAACGUGCAAAGAGUGUGUGGAUGGGUUCUUCCUGCAUGAAGGGAAAUGUGUAGAGGACUGCCCUACCCAAUUCUAUGAUGAAGACAAUCACUGCUUUCCCUGCCAUGGAGACUGCAAGAACUGCAACGGACCAGACUCAGACGACUGUACUGAGUGUGCAGUCAGCUACUUUGUCCUAUAUGAUGGCAUGUGUUCUGAAGAGUGCCCUGAAGGGACUUAUUAUGAAGAUGAGACUGAAGACUGUCAAGCAUGCAAUAGGACAUGCAAGACUUGUUCUUCAUCCACUGCCUGCCUUACGUGCAGAAACGGCCUGAUCCUGAAUCGUAACGGACACUGCAUGCUAUCUGGACACUGCUCUCGCACCGAGUACUAUGAUGACAAAACUGAGACCUGCAAAACUUGUCAUAAGAAAUGUUUUCACUGCUCAGGACCAACUGAACACCAGUGUAUUAGUUGUGCAAAUAACCGCUAUCUUUUCAAUACAACCUGUGUUGAAACAUGCCCAGCUGGGUACUACGCUGACAGUGAUGAAGGACGGUGUUCCCCAUGCCACAUCACCUGUGCCACCUGCAAUGGAAAACACAGCUCGCAGUGCCUUUCCUGUAAACCAGGCUUGUAUCGGCAAGGAAAAGGAUGCGUAAGCCAGUGUCCAACAGGCUAUUUUGCACAAAACUCCACUGGGUCAUGCGAGCGCUGCCACAAGGGCUGUAAGGAGUGCAUGGGGCCUCAACCAACAGACUGCCUUUUCUGUGAUACAUACUUCUACCUGCUGCACUCCAAGAACCAAUGUGUUAGCUCUUGUCCUGAAUAUUACUAUGAAAACAAGGAUGACAAUGUCUGUGAAAGAUGCCACCCUUUCUGCCGAACUUGUGAAGGAAAGGAAGGAUUCAGCUGCACAUCUUGUGUAUGGAGCUACAGUUUGUUAAAUGGAAUAUGCAGCUCAGACUGCUUUGUAGGUUACUACAAAGUCCAGGAGGCACCAGAACAAGAGGGGGAUGAGACAAAGUGUGAGAGAUGUGACAGCACAUGCACGGAGUGCAAGGGGCCUGGACCUCUCAACUGUACCAUCUGCCCAGCUGGCAUGCAGCUCUAUCUGGAAGAAGGCCGCUGCCUACCCUGCUGCAGUGACACUGACCCAGCAGACAUCCCAGAGUGCUGUGACUGCAAUGAAACACAAGAUGACUGUGUGUUACGAACCAAGUUACAACCAGCAAGCAAAAACAAGAGCGCUUUCUUUGUCAUUAUCUGUAUUUUACUUAUCCUCGUCAUUGGAGCCAUUGUAGUCAUCUGGAGAAAAUCAAAAUCAAAACCACGCACUGCCAGUAAAGGUAGGUAUGAGAAGCUGACAAAUGACUCCAAAACCCUUCCUUCCUAUGCGAGCAAUUAUCAUGAGAGCCCAAGCUAUCAGGAAGACCAAGUGAUUGAAUACAGAGAUCGAGAUAUUGAAGAUGAUGAUGAAGAAGAUGACAUUGUAUACAUGGGUCAGGAUGGCACAGUCUAUCAUAAAUUUAGGUAUGGACUUUUGGAGGAUGAUGAAGAAGAUGAGCUUGAAUAUGAUGAUGAAAGUUAUUCAUUUAGAUAACUCUAUUGUCUUAUGGGUUUUCUGCUCUGUUGCUUUUCCUAUGAAAUUGCAGCAAUUUAGUUAAGUAUGUCUAUUUGCUCCUUUUUAGUCUGAACUUAAGAUUUUAACUAACACUUAUUUUGAGAGCAGAAUGGUUUCUAAAAACAUUUUCUUCCUGAAGCUUUACAUAAAUCCCUCUUAGGCUUUUAAAUUGCACUCCAGACGUAUGUUGUUUAAAAGAAUACAUUCCUAUGCAUUUCCGUGGGCAGUAAAUCCCUUCACAAUGUGUAUGCACAUGCACUGUGAUAAGCACAAACAUCCAUUCAAACUGUACAUACGUACUUACUGCAAACUUUGCUACUCUUUUUUAAAAUGGUGCAGAUAUAGACAAGAUCGUUGUAUUUGUCUACGUGACAAAUAUCUCUGGAGUAGCGUUCCAGUAGUUUACUACAUUGUGAUUAUAGUUAAAUAGACUUUUGUAAUAGCACGGGCAAGGUUUCUGAUUCUAGCCAGAUUUUCUUUGUUGAUGUCACCUGGUGCAGCUAUGCUCCUCAAAGCCAAUGCAUUUCUGCUUAUAAUCUUGUGGCAUAGUUCCCAAUGAAAUUGUGCACUAAUUACAUGAUUUUUAGGAGUUGAGAUUGUGACUGCUCCAGAUUGCUUCACUGUACUCAUGGUUUGUAUGAAAAAUAUUGAAAAUAUUUUAUGUAGCAAUUUCUGAUUACUCUUUAUUCAAGAGCUUGUUAGAUAGUCUUUUGUUGCACACACAGACUUCUUGGUUUACUGCGAAGGGAAAUAUGGUCUAUAAAUACAGCCACAAAACAGCACUCCUUUCCUUUCUAAUUAGCUUCUCAAGCUACAGAUGAUUUAAAUACCAUUUGUUCAAGUAAGUUUCACAUUUCUGAUGUAAAUGCCUCAAGUUUAUUGGAGGAUGGCAAAGGGGAUAACUAAUAUUUAUUUAGUAAUGUAAUUUAAAGGAACACAGUAAUGUGAUUUUUGUAUUACUACAAAAAUUUAAUUCAUUGUACUAAAGGAUGCUCCUUA
Messenger RNA from Lagopus leucura (white-tailed ptarmigan), 7209 nucleotides. It is a transcript of the gene PCSK5, whose product is annotated as proprotein convertase subtilisin/kexin type 5. Gene Ontology annotation, molecular function: serine-type endopeptidase activity. The record is from RefSeq and is a predicted model, not a curated record. Gene Ontology annotation, cellular component: Golgi membrane; trans-Golgi network. The transcript is spliced from 38 exons. The coding region runs from base 496 to 6189 and encodes 1897 amino acids. NCBI's taxonomy places the organism in Eukaryota, Metazoa, Chordata, Aves, Galliformes, Phasianidae. Gene Ontology annotation, biological process: peptide hormone processing.